Polypterus senegalus (gray bichir) is the source of this 1678-nucleotide messenger RNA. Its product is annotated as advanced glycosylation end product-specific receptor-like. Lineage: Eukaryota; Metazoa; Chordata; Cladistia; Polypteriformes; Polypteridae. The transcript is spliced from 13 exons. The record is from RefSeq and is a predicted model, not a curated record. The coding region runs from base 111 to 1352 and encodes 413 amino acids. Gene Ontology annotation, cellular component: plasma membrane.
AGGCCAGUCCCAAACUUGCCUUUGACAGGGGAUUCUUGAGGCUGACAAAGUCUCUGUGCCUCCCUCCAUCGAUCGCACUCGCCUUGCUCUGCUCUGUCCGGUCCGUCAGGAUGAAAAGGUCACUUAGGAUCACGGCACUCAUCGCCUGGAUUUGCAUCUCAUGUGCAGGUUCAAUGCAUAUGCUGACCCUUAGGAUUGGUGAAGACGCCACUCUUCCAUGUCAUCAAACCGGCUCUGCUGUGGAGUGGAAGGCCGAAACCUCAGGCACGCGAGGAAUGGAGCUUUUCUCCUCCCUCAAAGGCGAGACAAAGACCUUAAACAGUAACUACAGUACGCGCAUCAGUCUCACCUCGGACGGCUCUCUGGUCCUGUCGUCACUCAAGUGGUUUGAUCAAGGUCUCUACCAGUGUUCGACCGCUUCGGGAAGUCAGACGCCUACCAGGAUCAUUUACCUCCACACUUACCAGCCUCCCACCAAACCGGAGAUUACAAUGAUUCGAAAUCAUGUGAAAGUGGACGAUUCAGCUGAGAUGAUAUGCACUUCAGAAGAUGGCUACCCUGCGGGAAAUUUAACUUGGUACAAGAACGGGAGAAUCCUGGAAGGAACAGAAGAAGAUGUCAGCAUCAAGAACUUCAUCAUACUGGAUCAGAAGACACAGCUGUCUUCAAUGAAAUCAGUGUUGUCCUACACUCCUAGGGAGGUGGAAGAGGAGCUUAGCUUCAGGUGCCACAUUACCUAUGACAUCACCGACCCAAUCAGCAUUCAGGAAUCAGAUGAACGCACACUGGAGCUCAUCCAUCCUUUGAAACAUAUCACCCUGCUGUUAAACUCUGGUUUUGAUGAUGUCAGGGAAGGGGACAAGGUGACUCUGAAGUGUAAGACUGAUGCUAGACCACUGCCAAGCUUUGUGUGGACUAAAGACGCGGUGUACCUCGACGUCAAGAAUGACACAAUAGUCUUCCCUUCUAUAACAAAGAGAGAUGCUGGAGAUUACAAGUGCGUGGCUACAGAUGAGGAGUUCACUGAACUCAGUGGCUCGAUUUCAUUCACAGUAGGCGAAAAAAGACAGGAAACAAGAAUCAUUAAAAUUGCAAAUCUUGAUUCGUAUGAAGAGAUCCAGCCAGAAUCUUCUGUAAGCAGCUCAGUCAAUCGCUCUGGAAUGAUCAUUGGAGUUCUGGGGGCACUGAUCUUAGUAGCCUUCAUCCUGGCAGCUGUCUACUGGUUGUGCUACCAUCAGAAAAAAUCUCAAGGCUCAAAAGAAGAAAACGUAGUUCUAAAUGGUGUUGAGGCGGGUAAUGCAGACUUUGCAGAGGAUAAAAAUUGCACCAAGGAAUAUCUUGGUGAGAAAUGACUAAAACUCAAGAAUUAGUCAUUUUGCGGAUUUAUUUUUCCUUUACCAGCACUUACUACCAGCAACCACCUUCAGUUUGGUUUUUCAUUAUUGAUCACACAGAACACGAUUUUGUUUGUGGCACAAUCUGGAUGGUCUUGAGCACGUUCCAACAUGACGGUGGUCAAAUUUUUUCUUGCAUUCAUCCUAUAAACACUGAACAACAGGAUAACAGGCACUGAAGCAAAAGGAUUAUCAUCUUCUAUUGCUAUACUACAUUUCAUUUCAUAUUAUUUGUGUGAUGUUAAAUGUGAAUAUAUUAUAAAAUGAAAAAUUGUGCUCAAUGA